This is a messenger RNA of Triticum dicoccoides, 3701 nucleotides long. Its product is annotated as disease resistance protein RPM1-like. NCBI's taxonomy places the organism in Eukaryota, Viridiplantae, Streptophyta, Magnoliopsida, Poales, Poaceae. The record is from RefSeq and is a predicted model, not a curated record. Gene Ontology annotation, molecular function: ADP binding. Gene Ontology annotation, biological process: defense response to other organism. The transcript is spliced from 4 exons. The coding region runs from base 335 to 3097 and encodes 920 amino acids.
GAGGAGGAAUGGCAGCGUUUGAAAGGAAGGAAAACUAAUCGGGUUACGAGGCCAACAGUUGACGGCCGUCUAAUCUCAGCAAACGCGCUUGAUUCUCUUGUCGGCCGUCUCCCGUCUGGGAUGACGCUUACGCGGUCCAAAGAUGAGUGGUUGAUAUUCCAGCACACAAGCAAAACGAAGACUCGCUGCUUCUUCCCCGUUUGAUCACUCCCUCUGCGCGCCGAACCCCGGAGCCCUCCUCCUCGCCGCCGCAGCGGAGCGGUUCCCAGACCUGGAAUUUCGCUGGGACAUUUUCACCCUUGAAAGAAGCCAACCAGUGAAAAUCCAUAGUACCAUGGCAGAGGGGGUUGUCGGCAUGCUGAUUCUGAAGCUUGGCUCAGCCUUGGCCAUAGAAGCAAUCAAGGUUGGUACAGGGAAGCUAUGCCGUCAAGCUAAAGCUUCUUCUAUUGCCAGGCUGUUUGGUCAGAUCCGUGAUAUCAAGGAGGAGCUGGAGAGCAUGCAGUCGUUUCUACAAGAAGCCGAGAGGUUCAAGGAUACUGACAAUACCACUGCCAGCUUCAUCAACAAGAUACGAGGCCUUGCUUUCGAGAUCGAGGAUGUUGUUGACGAGUUCACCUACAAGUUAGAGGACAAACAUGGUGGCUUUUCUGUGAAGAUCAAGCGGCAGUUUAAGAGAAUCAGUACCUGGCGCCGUCUGUCACUGAAAUUGAGAGACAUCAAACUGAAAUUAGAGAAUGUUGAUAGGAGAAAGGCCCGGUAUGACAUGAGAGGAAUUGCAAUCGAAGCUAGAAACAGUGAUGCUCAUUGCAGAUCUACAGAUCAGACUUCAUACUUCCCAAUAGAAGAAAAUCUUGUCGGCAUUGAUGAGAGUAAGAAUCUGCUGAUUAAUUGGUUGACAAGUGAUUUCCAACAGGAGAAUGUAAUUAGCACAGUAUGGGGGAUGGGAGGAGUAGGCAAGACCACUUUGGUUGCCCAUGUUUACAACACUUUGAAGAUUGACUUCGACUGUGCUGCAUGGGUAACUGUCUCAAAAGCAUACCAGGUUCAGGACUUGUUAAAGCAGAUUAUCAGGGAGUUACAGAAGAGCGACUUGAAGGGUGAACUUCGCGUUGAUAUUGUUGACAUGGAAAAGAGAAGCCUAGUUGAGAUCAUCCGUGAUUUCCUGCGUGGCAAGAAGUAUCUUCUGGUUCUAGAUGAUGUCUGGGGUAUUGAUAUCUGGUUCAAAAUAAGAGAUGCUUUCCCUACUAACAGCACCAGCCGGUUUGUAAUCACGUCAAGAAUCCAUGAUGUAGCGUUGCUGGCUACUGGAAAUUGCAUGGUUGAAUUGAAACCACUAGAAGCGCACCACUCAUGGGAAUUGUUCUGUAAAGAGGCGUUUUGGAAAAAUGAAAACAGAAUAUGUCCGGAGGAGCUACAGUUUUUGGCACAAAGAUUUGUGGACAAGUGUAAUGGCUUGCCCAUUGCUAUUGCAUGCAUAGGUCGUUUACUGUCCUGCAAAAGCCAAACUCAUUCUGAAUGGGAAAAAUUGUACAAGGAAUUAGAAGUGCAGUUGACAAACAAUGCGAUUCUUGAUGUUAACAUAGUUCUAAUGGUCAGUUUGGGGGAUCUUCCAUAUAUUUUGAAGAACUGCUUUCUUCAUUGUAUUGUAUUUCCAGAGGAUUAUUUGAUCAAAAGGAAAAGACUGAUUAGACAUUGGGUGACAGCAGGAUUCAUCAGGGAAACAGAGCACAAAACAAUGGAGGAAGUGGCAGAGGGCUAUUUGUAUGAACUUGUAAAUCGAAGCCUAUUGCAGGUAGUGGAGAGGAAUGAAAGUGGACGUGUGCGGAGUUGCCGAAUGCAUGAUAUCAUUCGCCUUCUUGCUCUGGCUAAAUCAAAUGAGGAAAGGUUCUGUAGAGUUCAUGAUGGCUCAGUGAGUUCUUCAGCAGAAAAUACACGCCGCCUAUCAAUCCAAAGCCCCAAUAUUGAGCAGUUGACUCUUUCAAGUGAAGUUCAGCUCCGUUCAAUCUAUGUUUUUGACAAUGGUCUGACAAUUGAUUCACUGAAGCCUUUCUUGAAAUCUUUCAAGUUGCUAUCAACUUUAGAUCUACAAGGUUCCAAAAUUAGGAGGCUACCAAAUGAGAUUUUCAACAUGUUUAAUCUGCGGUUUCUGGGUCUUAGAGAUACCGAGGUUGAGGAUAUUCCGAAAACAGUUGGAAGACUACAGAAAUUGGAAGUUUUGGAUGCUUACAAUGCUAAGCUGUUGAGUUUGCCGGAGAGUGUGGUGACACUUAGGAAGUUGAGAUAUCUAUAUGUUGCUACUGAUCCAAAGACAAAUAUUAAAGGAGUUGUUGCCUGGACUGGAAUCCAGGUGCCUAAUGGAAUAAGGCACUUGACAGACUUGCAAGCCUUGCAACUUGUUGAGGCAAGCUCAGAGACUUUGUGUCAUCUUGGUGCUUUGACAGAGUUGAGAACUUUGUCCAUCACCAAAGUGCAGAGAGAACAGUGUGUUGAUUUGUGCAAUGCUAUCAUGAAUAUGACCCAUCUUGUUAGUCUUGCAAUUAUGGCUAUAAACGAGAAAGAAACACUGGAACUGGAAGAGCUCUGCUUACCCCCUACGCUCUCGAAGCUUGAAAUAGGAGGGCAACUAGAUAGGAAACGGAUGCCUCAGAUUGUCUCGUCCUUCUCAGACCAUGAAAACAUUACCUUGUUGGCCUUAGCCUUCUCCAAACUUGAUGAAGACUCAUUUUCAUGCCUGCUGGUGUUACAUGGUCUACGUGCACUUUGGCUUGAUAAGGCCUAUGAAGGGAAGAGGCUGCACUUCAAUGCCAUGACAUUUCCAAAACUGCGACUGCUAUCAAUCUCAGAUGCACCUCAGCUCAAUGAUGUUGUAGUAGAAGAAAGUGCAUUGCAAAGCCUUGUUCACCUAUCUCUCACAGAUUGUCCAGAGCUGAAGGCCCUCCCUGAUGGCAUUGAGCAUCUUAGAACUCUAGAAAAAUUAUAUCUGCGAGGAGUUUCCAAAGAUCUCACAAAGAAGCUUCAGAAUAAAGAAAAAACAAAUGAAUGCAAUGAUUAUCUUAAGAAGAUCAAUCACGUCCGAAGGGUAACUGUUUAUCCAUGAAGCACUUGGGAAUGAGAUCAACGACACUUGAGAGAUGGCCUUGUGGUAACAUGCAGCCCUCCUGAACUGUUUGGAGGGAAAAAAAAAGAGGAGGCUCUAUAGAAGAGAGGUGGCAAGGAAAUUAGAGAAGCAUCUGUGUGCAGAACCUGAGUUAGAAACAAGGGAGAAGAGGAGAGCCUUAUUCGAUUUUCUUGGUCGAGAAUUGAGAUGUUGAAAAUGCACAACACAUCAAAAUGGAUACCUCAGGAGGAAUCAAAGAGGGAACCAUAAAUGAUCUCAAUGCAGCAAAAGUUUCAGCAAGGAAAGCUGCUGAAAUAGGCGAGUGUUGCCUCAGUUUAUUAUCAUCACUAUUUUUUUCCUUCCGUAGUGGCACUAUCUCAAGGAUUUGCGUACUCAUCAGCGGGUUCAGUUUCUUCUUCUGCGCUUUGUCUAAAAUUUAUCACCUAUUAAAAAUGUGGCUUUCUGUGAGAAAAGUGUGGAUAGUAAAUUUGUCAGGCUGAACAUUUCCCAUCUUACCACAGCAAACUUAUUUUCAUUUGAGUUGUUUCAAUUCCAUUAUGUAUACAUACAAUUCGACUUGCAAGGGAAUGCCAAAAAACUAAAA